Molecule: messenger RNA, 855 nt
Organism: Lathyrus oleraceus (garden pea)
Lineage: Eukaryota; Viridiplantae; Streptophyta; Magnoliopsida; Fabales; Fabaceae
Exons: 1
Coding region: 1-855 (284 amino acids)
Source: RefSeq, a predicted model, not a curated record
AUGCAAAAGGGUCAUACCAACUAUUCAGAGCAUGAGGACGAAGAAGAGAAAAAUGCCCCUGUUGAGGGGGAAGUGGAUAAGGAGAUGCAGGAUGCUGACGACAUCGUCGAAGACAUAUCUGAUGAUGGCUCUCCAAAAAUUACAAAUCCAAACACUGAUAGUCUAGAUGACAAAGAAGAAGAGGAUCAGUCUAUGUCCUACCUUCUCAUAGAGCCUAUUGAGGACGAGGAUGAGAAACAGGAUCAUGAACCAAAGAACGAGCAAAUCAAAGACAUACCCAUGACCAAAAUAACUUCUGAUGGUGCCAAAAGGACUACAGUUCCUUCGACCGAAAAUACUGAUGCCCUAUCUUCAGAAGAACUUGAGGCGCUGAAAAAGAGCAAACCAGUGAAAUACCUGAAGGCCAUUAUCAUUGCAAGGGGUAGUUCAAUUGAGAAAAGCCCUAGUACUUCGACAGUGUCAGGUGGCCAAUCUACCAUCAAAUCUGGUGAUGAAUUGCUCCUGAAAAUCAAAGAAAAUUCCUUCGAUGUUGAUCUUCUCCAACUCUUGGAGAACGACACCACUACCUGCUUUGGGAUCAAAGAUCUUCUGAAACAAGCUGACAUCUUGAAUGCUUCCCUAGAAGUUGCAGACAUAAUCAUGGAUCUGGGAUUGAUGAUCGAUCAAGUUGUUGCUGAACUUAAUCGUAUAAGGGAAGCUUCGAACAAAAUCCACGACAAACUAGAGACCCAAGCAGCGGAAUGGGACGCCACCGCUGAAUCUAUUGCAAAAGUGGCAGAAUUGGAGAAGGGCUCUGAGAAGAACAAAAAGGAGGUCGAAGCUUAUGACAAAAACAUUCAGGCUUGGGAGCAAUAG